CUAACACUCGCUAUUUUCCUAUCAUACGCUCGCUAUACUCGUUGUGCAGUGGAGGAGGAUUCUCGUCUUCUAUUUCUGACCCCCUUCCUUCGUUACCUAGGGGACUCGGUGCCACCCACACGAGAUUCUGCAUCCCAGGGAACUGCCCGCUCGAACUUCGACUUCCCCUCAGACAUUCAAUCGAUCUCGACUUCGCAGAUAGAGUAGGGACGUUCGCAAUUCGGCCACGAUGGCCUCCAACAGCCACUCACAAGCUUCACUGCCUUCCUUACCAGCACAUCUCCAAGCAGAUACACAAAUCACCGCGCAUCUAGCAAGCAGAUUUCAUGUAUCAUUACCAACAGCUCAACUAUCUUCACACGCGUUGAUAUGUCUCAAUACAUAUGCUUCCUCCAGCAAAGGCCCAGAUGGCGGAAAGGAGGGCAGUGCAAUGGGAGGAGCAGAGGAAAUGGCAGAUCGCGCUUUCACAAGACUUGGAGCACGCUCAGAAAACCAAGCUGUCGUCUUCCUAGGAGAAUCGGGGUCUGGUAAAACGACUGUUCGUUCUCACUUGUUGUCAGCCCUCUUGGCGAAAUCGUCCACUCCAUUGUCCACGAAACUAUCACUUGCUGCUUACGUUUUUGAUACUCUGACGACGACAAAAACUGCUACUACUCCUACAGCAUCGAAGGCUGGACUGUUUUUCGAGCUUCAAUACGACACAGCAUCAACAGUAAAUCCAACACUCAUUGGUGGAAAAGUGCUAGACCAUAGGUUGGAAAGGAGCAGAGUGGCAGCUGUGCCAACGGGAGAGCGUAGUUUCCACGUCUUAUACUACCUUCUUGCGGGUACCAGUGCGGCAGAGAAGGCACAUCUUGGCCUAGACACGGACAGUAGUUUGACUGCCGCGGUUGCUCAUCCAACUCAGGCUGGCAGCACGGCUCAGAAAAGAUGGCGGUAUCUUGGCCAUCCAACGCAGCUGAAGGUCGGAAUCAACGAUGCCGAGGGAUUCCAACUCUUUAAGACCGCUCUCCGGAAGCUCGAAUUUCCUCGCAGCGAGAUUGCAGAGAUUUGCCAAGUGCUGGCCAGUAUCUUGCACAUUGGACAGCUGGAGUUUGAGACAGCCGCAGACACUUUGGCGACUGCAGAUGACAGCGGUGGAUAUUCGCACGAAGGAGCUCAGCAUAUCACUGCUGUGAAGAAUAAGGAUGUUCUUGGUAUAAUUGCGGCGUUCCUUGGUGUUAGUGCCCAAGAUCUUCAAACCACACUGGGUUACAAAACCAAGAUUCUCCAAAGAGAGCGUGUCACAGUCAUGCUUGAUCCCAAAGGUGCCAGAGCGAAUGCAGAUGAGCUUGCCAGAACUCUGUACUCACUGCUCGUGGCAUAUGUGAUUGAGAGCAUCAAUCAACGUGUGUGUGCUGUGGAAGAGACAGUUGCCAACACGAUUUCGAUCGUCGACUUCCCAGGAUUUGCACAGCAGCCAUCGACCGAUUCCGUUCUUGACCAGCUUCUCAACAAUGCCGCUACUGAGGCCUUAUAUAAUUUCACACUUCAGAGCUUCUUCGAGAACAAGGCCGAAAUGCUGGAAAGCGAAGAAGUGACUGUACCUGCGACUAGCUAUUUCGAUAACUCUGACGCGGUUAAGGGCUUACUCAAGCCUGGAAAUGGUCUUCUAAGCAUCUUGGAUGACCAGACGAAACGAAACAGGACCGAUGUACAAUUGUUGGAGAGUCUUCGAAAGCGAUUUGAAGGCAAGAAUCCCGCAAUUGCUGUAGGAAGUGCAACCGCCAAACUUCCAGGAAGCAACUUUGCUACCCAUAAUGCGGCUGCUUCUUUCGCUGUGAAGCACUUUGCUGGUGAAGUAGACUACGUGGUCGCUGGCCUAGUCGAGGAGAAUGGAGAGGUCAUCUCUGGUGACCUGAUGAACUUGAUUGCUUCAACCAAGAGCGACUUUGUAGGUCAGCUCUUCGGCCAAGAGGCACUACAGACUGUGGUCCACCCGCAAGAGCGUACAACCAUCAUGCAGGCUCAAGUCAGUUCGAAACCUCUCCGGAAGCCCAGCGUCAUGCGUAAGAAGGGCGACAGGCCAAGCAGAUUCGGUGGCAGGGACGUCAAAGCAUCCGAGUCUGUUGAGGACGUCUCUGAAGUUCAGGACGACCCACAAAGCCGGAGAGGCCGUAAUAUUGAUCAAGGCGCUGCUGGUCAAUUCCUCUCCUCCAUUGACAAUGUCAUCAAGUCUCUCACAGCACCAAACACAAACCCAUACUUCGUUUUCUGUCUCAAGCCCAAUGAUCGCCGGAUAGCCAACCAAUUCGACAGCAAAUGUGUCCGCACGCAAAUCCAGACAUUUGGUAUUGCCGAACUCAGCCAGCGUCUGAGGAACGCUGAUUUCAGUUUGUUCUUACCGUUUGGUGAAUUCCUGGGCCUUGCUGAAGCCGAGACAAUUCUCGUAGGGAGCGAGCGGGAAAAGGCUGAAAUGGUCGUCGAUGAAAAGAGAUGGCUAGCUAACGAAGCUAGGAUCGGAAGCACUGGAGUCUUCUUGAGUGAGCGCUGCUGGGCCGAGAUAGCGAAGCUGAGCGAGCGAGGCUUCACUGCCGGUCGUUAUCCCACACAAUCGGAAGAUGGUGCAGAGCUCACUCCAGGAGAAGUACACGGCCACUAUGGAGCUUCCAAAGAGAGACUACUCGGCACCCCAUCGCCUGGUGCCUACAUCUACGGAGCAGACAAGAAAUCCGGCUAUUUUGGAAGCGCUGAUGUCGAUAGUCGAUCCGAAGCAGGUGCUUCAGCCCUUGGUCAAGGUGACAUGUUCCGAAAUCUGGAUACCAGGGAGCAAAUGGCCGAGAAAGGAAACGAGAAAACCAUGGUUGAAGUUGAAGAGGUCAAGACAAGCAGCAGUCGAAAGAGAUGGAUCGCUGUUGUCUAUCUCAUGACCUGGCUCAUCCCAGACUUUCUCAUCAAAUGGAUCGGUCGAAUGCCUCGCAAAGACGUUCGAAUGGCCUGGAGAGAAAAGCUCGCCAUCAACAUGAUGAUCUGGAUCAGUUGUCUCUUCGUUGCGUUCUUCAUCGUGGUCUUCCCUAUGCUCAUUUGUCCUAAACAAAACGUCUUCAGUGCGGCUGAGUUGACUUCAUACAACGGUAAAGGUGCUUCUGCGUACGUUGCCAUCCGUGGACAAGUCUUCGAUCUUUCAGACUUUGCACCAUCGCAUUAUCCUAGUAUUAUCCCUCAAAAGUCAAUUUUAGCAUAUGCUGGUCUGGAUGCAACCUCACUCUUCCCGGUUCAGGUCUCUGCUCUCUGCCAAGGUGUCAAUGGUACUAUCGAUGACUCGGUCCAACUCGACUACACAUCGACUAACACUACUGGCUCUGCCUUGGUCAUCAGUAACACUGACACAAACUACAAAUACCAUGACUUCAGAGCUUUCACCAAUGAUAGCAGACCUGAUUGGUUCUACGAGCAAAUGUUGAUGCUCAGGGCCAAUUACAAGAAAGGCAACAUUGGAUACACGCCCAAAUAUGUCAGCACUUUGGCAAAUAAACAGGAGUCGAUUGCAAUACUCAAUGGAAGGGUUUACGAUUUCACCAAGUACCUUCAAGGUGGUCGCAAGAUCAUUGUUGCUGCUGGACAGGACGUACCUACAGAUGUCAGCACAGACUUCAUGGACCCAUUGGUUGUUGAUCUAUUUCAGCAGAAGGCUGGUGAGGAUGUCACAAAGUACUGGACCGCUCUAGCUAUUGAUGAUGGUAUGCGAUCUCGCAUGCAGCUUUGUCUCGACAAUCUCUUCUAUGUGGGCAAUGUCGACACCAGAAACUCCGUCAAGUGUCAAUUCUCAGAGUAUCUGAUCUUGGCCAUCUCUAUCAUCCUUUGCUCCGUUAUUGGCUUCAAAUUCUUCGCCGCUCUCCAGUUCGGAGGAAAGAACAUCCCGGAAAAUCUUGACAAAUUCGUCAUCUGCCAAGUUCCUGCUUACACAGAGGAUGAAGACUCUCUUCGUCGUGCCAUCGACUCAGCCGCCAGAAUGAAGUAUGAUGACAAGCGCAAACUUUUGGUCGUCGUCUGUGAUGGUAUGAUUAUUGGUCAAGGCAACGAUAGGCCUACCCCACGUAUCGUUCUCGAUAUUCUUGGUGUUGCUGAUACUGUGGAUCCCGAACCCUUGAGCUUCGAAUCUUUAGGUGAAGGUAUGAAGCAGCACAAUAUGGGCAAAGUCUACUCAGGUCUCUACGAAGUCCAAGGCCACAUCGUACCGUUCAUGGUCGUAGUCAAAAUCGGCAAGCCAUCUGAAGUUUCACGUCCUGGAAACAGAGGAAAGAGAGAUUCGCAAAUGAUCUUGAUGAGAUUCUUGAACAGAGUUCACUACAACGCUCCUAUGAGUCCUUUGGAACUUGAGAUGUACCAUCAGAUCAGGAACAUUAUUGGUGUCAAUCCGACUUUUUACGAAUACAUGUUGCAAAUCGAUGCCGAUACCGUUGUUGGUCCAGAUUCUGCCGCUCGCUUCGUUUCAGCAUUCUUGGAUGAUACCAGACUUAUCGGCGUGUGUGGUGAGACUGGUCUGUCCAACUCGAAGUCUUCUUUCGUCACCAUGAUUCAGGUCUACGAAUACUACAUCUCUCACAAUCUUGCCAAAGCAUUCGAAAGUUUGUUUGGUAGUGUUACCUGUUUACCUGGUUGUUUCACCAUGUACCGAAUCCGAGCCGCCGAAUCCGGAAAGCCACUCUUCGUCAGCCGAGAAGUCGUUGAAGCCUAUGCCAAUAUCCGUGUCGAUACACUCCAUAUGAAGAACCUGCUUCACUUGGGUGAGGAUCGUUACUUGACUACACUUCUUCUCAAACAUCACUCCAAGUACAAGACCAAGUAUAUCAGAAACGCUCACGCUUGGACCAUUGCCCCUGAUUCCUGGCAAGUCUUCAUGUCGCAACGUCGUCGUUGGAUCAACUCUACUGUCCACAAUCUGAUCGAACUCGUUCCCAUGUCACAACUUUGCGGAUUCUGCUGUUUCAGUAUGCGCUUCAUUGUGUUCAUCGAUCUUCUGUCUACCCUCGUCCAGCCAGUCACGGUGGCAUACAUUGUUUACUUAAUUGUCCUCGUCAUCCGGCACACGUCUGUCAUUCCGAUCACAGCCUUCAUUCUUCUAGGUGCCAUUUAUGGUUUACAAGCCAUCAUUUUCAUCCUUCACCGAAAGUGGGAAAUGAUCGGAUGGAUGCUACUCUACGUUGCCGCCAUCCCCGUGUUCUCCUUUGGCCUACCACUCUACAGUUUCUGGCACAUGGACGAUUUCUCCUGGGGAAACACUCGUAUCGUCACGGGAGAGAAAGGCCGCAAGAUCGUCAUCACCGACGAAGGAAAAUUCGACCCAGCUUCCAUCCCCCACAAGAAAUGGGAAGAAUACCAAGCCGAGCUCUGGGAAGCUCAAACUUCCAAAGACGACCGCUCCGAGGUCUCGGGCUACUCUUAUGGUACCAAAUACCAACCAGCUGUAUCAGAACACAACUACCCACCCUCUCGUCCACUUUCUCAGGUCAAUCUUAACAAUUAUCCUUACGACAAUAAAUCCGCAGCCAACAUCCACGUAUCCCGCAUGUCCCUCGCUCCCUCCGACGCUCUCGGCCUCGGAAUGGACCACCGCCAAAGUCAAUUCGGUGGCUCCCAAUUCGGCGGCCCAGAAAUGGAGAUGGCGAACCUUGCCGGCCUGCCAAGCGACGAUGCGAUAUUGGCUGAAAUCAGGGAGAUUCUGAAGACGGCGGAUUUGAUGACUGUUACGAAGAAGAGCAUCAAGAUGGAGCUUGAGAGGAGAUUUGGCGUCGCGUUGGAUGCUAGGAGGGCUUAUAUUAAUUCUGGUUAGUCUUUUCCCUUUCCUCCUUCUCUUACUUUUUGGGACUAACGAGUCGAUAGCUACCGAAGCACUCCUUUCUGGGCAGCUAUAAAUUAUAUGAUGAGUGAGGGAUUUGGAUGAGAUGUAAUGAAAGUAAGAAAUCAUCUGGU
Molecule: messenger RNA, 5952 nt
Organism: Mollisia scopiformis
Lineage: Eukaryota; Fungi; Ascomycota; Leotiomycetes; Helotiales; Mollisiaceae
Product: chitin synthase
Exons: 2
Coding region: 230-5812 (1860 amino acids)
Cellular component (GO): myosin complex; cell periphery; cell septum
Molecular function (GO): ATP binding; chitin synthase activity; cytoskeletal motor activity
Source: RefSeq, a predicted model, not a curated record